Trachymyrmex cornetzi is the source of this 3324-nucleotide messenger RNA. RefSeq lists its product as uncharacterized. The coding region runs from base 1 to 3324 and encodes 1107 amino acids. The record is from RefSeq and is a predicted model, not a curated record. Lineage: Eukaryota; Metazoa; Arthropoda; Insecta; Hymenoptera; Formicidae. The transcript is spliced from 3 exons. Gene Ontology annotation, molecular function: zinc ion binding; nucleic acid binding.
AUGAUGAUAAUCCAGACACAAUUAGAUGAACUACUAACGUUUCCAGUUAUCACAAAGGAUAACAAAGCAGAAUCAAUUCGACAAUUUAUUUGGUAUAUCCAGACACAUGUAUCGUCGCUCAAGGUACUUGCACAGCCGGUUAAUUACUGGGAAACAAUCAUAAUUCAUUUAGCGAAGAAAAAACUCGAUUUCAUUGAGCAACGUGAUUGGCAAGAUACGGUCAAGGAUAAAACACCAGAAGACAUGCCGACAUUGACAGAAUUUCUCAAAUUUCUCAAUGAUCGGUGCCAUAUAAUUAGGGUACUUGAGCAGGGAAAGACAAAGGUGAGUAAUGGAAAACAGCAACAGAAGAUUGAAACAAAGAAGGAGAAAGGAGAGAAAAGGGUCACUCUGUCGACUAUAAGGGUGAAUUGCAGAUAUUGUAACGACGAUCAUCCAACCUAUAAAUGCGAAGAACUUUUAAAGCUUUCGGCACCUGAAGGGACGAAAAGUGUAAUCGAAAAGAGGUUAUGUAUUAAUUGUUUCGCACCAGGGCAUUUCGGACGGGACUGUAGAGGUUCUUCAUGCAGGAAAUGUGACAGGAAGCAUAAUACGCUUCUCCAUAUAGAAAAGGAGGAGCCCACAACUCAAGGGAAUUCAAAGAAUAAUUCAAUCGUAACGCAUGUUCGGGCGGAAGAUGACAAGACAAUCAAAGAAGAAGAUUCCGUGGCGAUGAAUAUUUACUGCGCACAUAAUAAAGCAGCGAGAGUCAUGUUAUCAAUAGCACAGGUAUACGUACGUGACUCCGACGGUAAUCAACAAGCAUGCCGUGCACUGUUGGAUCCAGGUUCGCAACUAAAUCUAAUCACCACAAGUCUGCACAAAAAACUGAAGCUGCCUUGUACAAGAGAUGAGCGGCACAUUAAUGAUGGAAUGUCUGGUACUUCCAAGGAUCACAGAACAGUUGCCACAAACGAAGAUAGAUAUAGCAAAAAUCUAGUUCCAAGAGAUGCUCAGUUAGCAGACCCCGCGUAUAACAUUCCAGGCCCUAUUGAAAUUUUAAUAGGAGCAGGUGUAUACUGGAAGAUACUAAUAGGCGCACCGAAGAAUCACCGCGAAAAUCAGCCCUCGUUGCAGAACACGCAACUCGGAUUGAUAAUCGGAGGAGAAAUAAACGAAAAUGUCUCAGAUACGAAGCCUUCUUGCAAUUUAAUUACAAAUAAGGAUUUACAUGAUCAACUCGAAAGGUUCUGGAUACAAGAAACAGUGCCUGAAAAACAAUUGCAAUCUAAAGAAGAAAUAGAUUGCGAAAGGUAUUUUUCUAAUACAGUCAAGCAAGAUCAAAGCGGCCGAUUCAUCGUACGUUUGCCCAUGCGGCAAGAUGUCGUGUUGGGAGAGUCUAAGCAGAAAACACUUGAAAGGUUCAAGUCGCUGGAAAGAAGACUGGAUAAAAACACGAAACUAAAGAACGACUACACUUCAUUUAUGCAAGACUAUUUGAAUAAGGGUCACAUGUCAUAUUUCGCAGACUACGGGGAAUCUCAGCCCUUAGACGUCUAUUUUAUCCCUCAUCAGCCAGUAAUACGUCCGGAUAGUAUGACAACGAAAUUAAGAGUUGUUUUUGAUGCGUCAGCCAAGACUACGCUCAAUACGUCGCUAAAUGACAAACUCAUGCCAGGUCCUAAUCUUCAACAGGAUUUACAAGGAAUCGUGAUCAGAUUCAGAGUACGCCAGUUUGUUUUAACGGCGGACAUAACAAUGAUGUUUCGUCAGAUUUUAAUUGAUUCUCAAGACAGCCGGUUCCAACUCAUACUAUGGAGGUCUGAUCGAGACCAGCAAAUACAGAAUUUUCAGUUGAAUACGGUCACCUAUGGGACAGCAUGUGCUCCGUUUCUGGCCAUGCGGCGCUUGAGGGAAUUAGCCAAGAUUUACUGUCACGAGCUCCCGAGAGCAGCGAAAGCAGUAUUAGAAGAUUCAUACAUGGAUGACUUCCUGACAGGAGAAAAUGGAGAUCAAAUGAGAUCAAUCCUAGCAGUACAGCACUUAAAGGAAAACAGUCCAUCAGACGAUCUGCUUAUUAUUGAUAAAGAAGAAGCCCUCAAAACUUUGGGACUCCAUUGGAACGCGGUUUCCGAUGAGUUGCAGUACAAGCCAGACAUAUCUAAAAUUGACUCAUGCACGAAAAGAAAUGUGCUCUCCAAGAUAGCGCAGAUCUACGAUCCACUCGGUUUGGUGGGACCGAUACUUAUCACUGGUAAGCUCAUUAUGCAACAGAUAUGGAAACAGGAAAUCAAUUGGGAUCAGGAACUCCCACCCGAAUUUAAGGUUGCGUGGAAAAAUUACUAUGAAUCCCUGUUAAGUCUUAACAAGCUCAAAAUACCCAGGAAUAUUAAUCCAAUUAACUGCGAGAGUAAGGUGGAUUUAUACGGCUUCGGGGAUGUCUCGGAACGCGCGUUUGGUGCUUGUAUAUACUCGGUUAGUACGGAUAACCAAGGUAACAUUCAGUCGCACUUAAUCUGUGCCAAGUCCAAAGUGGCACCACUUAAGACUAUAUCUCUACCACGCCUGGAGUUGGAAGCAGCGCUACUUCUUUCUCAACUAUACAGCAAUGUCAAGACGGCUUGCCAAGGCAAGAUAGGUAAAGUGCGACUAUGGAGCGAUAGUACAAUUACCCUGGGAUGGAUUCAAAGGCAACCUUGCGAUCUCAAGACGUUUGUCGCCAACAGGGUGACAAGGAUUCAAAAUCUCACAGAAGAAGCUUUAUGGCGGCAUGUAACAUCUGAAGAAAACCCCGCUGACCUGCUUUCAAGAGGGGUGACAGUAGAAAAUUUACAGGGAAGCGACCUUUGGUGGCAUGGUCCACAUUGGUUAAGGAACUCAAAUCCGCAACCAACAGAGAGCCUUGAACCGGACGAAGAGUUACCGGAGUUAAAGGCUACAUCUGUGGCUUUAACUAUGACAGCGGAAUCGGAAAUAUUGAUGAGAUAUUCAUCUUACAGUAAACUAUGCAGAAUAAUAGCGUAUUGUCAUCGGUACCGACGAAACCGAAGAAACAAAAAGAAAAUAGGUCUUCUAGAAAAGGAAGAACUUGAAAAUGCAGAGAAGACUAUUGUCCGGUUAGUACAAAGUAAAGUCUUCGCAGAAGAGCUACGAUGUCUCCGUAACAAAGGGAUGCUACCCCGCAAAAGUAAGUUGAUCCCGUUGGCUCCCUUCUUAGACGAAGAAGGUUUGAUUCGCGUAGGAGGCAGACUUAGACAUGCCGAAAUCGCUCAAUGUAAGAAGCACCCCAUUGUGAUGCCAGCUAAGCAUCACGUAACAACGCUUGAUAAUGAGGAAGCGACAUGA